Messenger RNA from Anolis sagrei ordinatus, 1339 nucleotides. Its product is annotated as probable G-protein coupled receptor 33. The record is from RefSeq and is a predicted model, not a curated record. Gene Ontology annotation, molecular function: G protein-coupled receptor activity; complement receptor activity. Gene Ontology annotation, biological process: positive regulation of cytosolic calcium ion concentration; inflammatory response; phospholipase C-activating G protein-coupled receptor signaling pathway. NCBI's taxonomy places the organism in Eukaryota, Metazoa, Chordata, Lepidosauria, Squamata, Anolidae. Gene Ontology annotation, cellular component: plasma membrane.
CACAAUCUCACAGAUGCUUUUUUCCUUUCUCGCUGGCUGAAUUGCAAGGCAGAAAAGGAUGAGAGCUACCAUUUCCAGAUCACUCGAUCAAGGCAAUUAUGGCAAUGAGAGCAUAGAUGUCUUUGUGGCAAACAUUUCAGAGAUGGGAAUGAACACCACUUACUCUCCAAUUGCCAUAAACCCCACCAAUGUUAUCAUUACUGUCUUUUUGUUGGUAUCUUUCCUAGUUGGCACAACCAUAAAUGGACUGUUUCUCUGGGUGCUGGUGGUGAGGAUGAAGAGCACAGUGAAUAUCCUCUGGUUUCGUCACCUACUUCUCAUCUUCUUAAUAGUCAGUUCCAUCAUGCCCUUUUUUGCUGUGCACGGCCUCCUUGGAUUUCACUGGAUCUUUGGUAAGGUUCUGUGCAAAGUUCUCAAUGCUCUCGGUUCACUAGGAAUAUUUUUUGAGGUAUUUAUCCUCACCAUCAUAAGCCUGGAUCGCUACUUCACGAUAUGCCAUCCCAUUUGGUCCCAGCACAACCGCACAAUAUCCAGGGCCCAACGAAUCAUUGCAGGAACAUGGCUUGUUUCUUUAGUCUUCAGUGUCCCAUACCUGAUUUUUCGGGAGACUCAUGAGGGAACAAAUGGAAGGAUCAUAUGUGAAAAUAAUUACACAUUUUUUCUUGAUGCAGAAAAAACAGAAAGAGAUGCGCUGGCAUAUCGCAUUCGGUUGGUUCUCUUUGUCAUACGAUUCCUAUUGGCCUUCCUGCUUCCUUUCUUAAUUAUAGCAGGAUGUUACUAUAAGAUUGGACAAGAAAUUAAGAAAAGAAGAUUAGUGGGGAAAUAUAGGAAAACAUUUAAAAUCCUCAUCACAUCAGUGCUAUCGUUUUUCAUCUGUUGGCUUCCAUACCAUCUCUACUAUGCUUCUCGGCUGUUGGGCGAACUUCCUGAUGGAAUACAUCUUUUUCUAAGUGUAGUUAUGAGGGCUGGCCUGUGUUUCAAUUUCUGUUUCACCUCCAGUCUUUAUCUUUUCGUUGGACAGAAAUUCCAACAGGUCUUCAAGACAUCCAUUGUCACUCUGCUUCAGAGAGAUUUUGCAGAUGUUCCUUUCUUAUUUGUUGACCAUGCAAACAUGGCAGCUGGAGACGACCAACAGCAACAUCAGUUUGGAGCUCAAGGGAACUCAAAACAUGGCUUUGCCAAGAAGUAGCCUUGCACUGCUCUGUUAUGUUCUUAUGUUCACUUAUGUUAUUGCCUUAUUUUAUCGCGUUGUUAUUUUUGCUGUUUUGUAUUCAUUUUAUUGUAAUUGUAUUAUUGGGCUUGGCCUCAAGUAAGCCACCCCGAGUCCCCUUUGUGGAGA